Molecule: messenger RNA, 723 nt
Organism: Cladocopium goreaui
Lineage: Eukaryota; Dinophyceae; Suessiales; Symbiodiniaceae
Source: the annotation of a GenBank genome assembly
AUGAAGGACAUGCGCUCGCUGCGCUCGCGCCGGCUGUGCUGCCUGUUUCUGGCCGCAGCCUUUUGCCUAGGCGCUUCCUUCACUUUCUCAACGGGCGCGAAUCGGGGCCCCGGCCGGCGCCAGCGUCAGGGCGUGGCCGCCCAAGUCGAGGCGGGCCGUCAGCGCCCUGGGCAGUUCGAGGGCGAAGCGUCCGGGGCCCCCUGGGACCUUGUCCGAAGCGUUCAAGGAGCGUUUUGCUUAUCGCUGGCCUUGCUGGGGGGCCUCACCAGCUUCCCUGCCUUUGCAGAGAGCAAGCGCGUGGUGGGCGAGAUCCCGGCCAGUGGCUUUAUCUUCAAGGACACCAUCAAUGUGGAAGCCUUUGAGGAUCCGAAGGUGACCGGUGUGACGCUGUACAUCUCGGACUUCUCGCGCUCAAUGGCUGACCGUGUCUCCAAAGGCGAUUUUUUUUCGGAUCCCGGCGCCGCGGGACUGACCUGCGCCAAGAGCGGUCCAGUGAAGAUUGCGGCGGACGUCAAGGCCAACAAGGAGGGUGAAGACGUCUUCACCGAGGCGAGAUCUUUGCUCUUCAAAACCUUGAAGGUGAAACGAAUCUAUGACGCAGAAGCCAAGAAUAUCUUGUAUGUGGUCUUCACAGAGCGUCUGGAUACCAAAGACGACAACAACAAGAGCCGUUACAAGAGCCAAGUCUGUGCCCUGCAUGUGGACGGUGUGCAAGACAAGUGA